AAUGGCGGAGCUAGUGGAAGGUGUUCAGUAUGGUUUGUCAUCGCAGGGAAAUAAUAGUGAUAAGUCGUUGAUAUUUGUGAAACUCACGGAUUCUGCGUAUCGUGCUAUUGAAAGCUAUUUGAAGAAUCAGAGCAAGUUUACCAGAUCACCUACUAUCCAGUUCCUAGGCAACGAGGGGACCCUAACCUUUCCGUCAUGCGAGUCCAGCCUUGGCCAAGCAGGCUUCAAGUUCAGCCUGUCAACAAACGCAGAUAUCGAGGGGCCACAAGGAAGCUUCGAAUGCGUCAAGCAGAACAGUUCCACGUCACUGGAGCCCUUGGGUGCACUACCGUGCAAAAUGCGAAUACAUGCCAAAGAUGACGUAUAUGACAGGACAAGAGACCAGUUGGCAAAAGCAGAAGAGAACCAGAAAAGAAACUGCACAAGAGAAAUAAAGCCUGGAGGUCCAGGCAUUGGCAAAAAGGUGAAAAUAAAAGUGAGAGGUAUUCCUGCCAGGAAUAUUGGCAACACAGUCCCACCUGUGCAGAAAGAAAAGGACUUGCCUGUUCUGAACACUCGGCAACCGCCCGCCAGCAAACCGUUUCCGUCAAAUGUGAAGCCGUCUACGAAUGGUUAUCUUCCUGCCCACAACAGCAUGUCCAGUGGGGGUUCUCCCCAAAACUCCAUCCGAACCAAACCUUCAGGGAACACCGGUGGCCAGAAGACCGUUAACACAGAUAUCAUGCGGCGGCCUCUAAGGGAACGGCUAAUACACCUUCUUGCUGUCAGACCAUACAAGAAACCAGAAGUGUAUGAGAGACUCAGAAAAGAUGGUAUAACAGACCGCGACAGAAAGUGUGUCGGUGAUGUUCUCAAGCAGAUAGCACGCAUGACAGAGAACACAUUUCAUCUAAUGCGUAACAUAUGGAAUGAUGUACAAGAGGACUGGCCUUUCUAUAGCGAGCAGGACAGACAGAUGCUGAAGCGCCACAAGCCGCAGAACCUCACACCCCCAGGGAGCAGUGAUGGUGGCAGCUCGGGCAGUGGACACUCUCCUACCAGCACCCACCCGGGCAGCCCACCACCACCUGUGUCUUCAAAUCUCAAGAGGCCUGGAUAUUUUGAAGGCGCAGAUGGACUACCUUCCAAGAAGCAUCGCGUAUCACAUUAUCGGAAACCAGAUCAGCAGCUGCCAUCCACGAGGACAGGAAAUAGUAAUAAUAAUAAUAGUAGUGGUGGUGCAGCCGCCGGACUUCCUUCACUCCUGGAUGGGGUUAGGCAUGUCAAUACUCCAGAACGUGAUGAGGAAGAAAACAGAGACAGGAGACCGUAUGUGGAAAGGGAUAACCUUUCUUCUGAUAGGAGAACUUUUAGUGAACGAGAAGGGCCAUCAUCGGACAGGCGGUUUAGUGACAGAGAUAGUGCUUCAUCUGAUAGACGUUCCCUUGCUGAAAGGAAUAGUACUUUUGCAGAGAGGCGGCCCUUAAGUGGUGAAAACGUUUUGGACAGGCGACCAUUAGCAAUGGAAACAGAAAGUGGCAGCUCCGACAGGCGUUACUGUGGACCGGAUAGGGGCAGUUUUUCUACUGCAGACAGAGAAAGAAGACAGUUUGCAUCUGAUACUGUUGCUGACAGUGUGUUUAGUGUAGUGAGUAACAAGGAAAUGUCCUCCACAAGUGUGCACAGUGACACAGUUGAUCGCUCAGCUGUUCAGUGUUUUAAUCAGUCACCUAACACUGCAUCACCUGGCAGAAGCAGUGGUUUAAAUGGCAGUAACAAAACACUGAGGGAAGAGAGUGUAUGGGGAAAGACAGAAAGUGGCAGGGUUCCAAGCCCAUCCGCCAGUGCCAGGAAUAGUGGUAGAUACCAGGACAGUCGAAAUGACAGGUGGAAUGGUAAUUGCAAUAACAGCAGUUCCUUCAGCAGAAGUGCUGGGAAUGGUAAUUACAAUGGUGUCUCCAAUAACAGUGUCAGUGGUGGUGGCAGCAACAGCAGCAAUCGCAACAUCAGUAACAAUGUAAGCAACAGGAGUAAUGCAAGCAACAACUUAAGCCAUAGUAAUAGCAACAGUGACCAGAGAAAUGGCUACUCCAGCGGCCAUGUACCUUCUUCCUCUAACACAGAGAAUACUCCUGUUGCUGCAACAGCAGAUUCUUACUCCAGUCCCCACUGUCAACAGGAAGCUGUUGACCAACCAUUAAAUGGCGAACUUCCAUUUGCUGAUUAUCUUUCGAACUACACAAAAAUAAUGAACAGUGAGCAACGGAGUAAAUACAAAGCAGACUUCAAUGCAGAUUAUUCAGAAUACAGAAGACUUCACUCUGAAGUUGAAAAAGUUUCUCAGAGAUUUGCUCAUUUAGAAAAGAGCUUAAACCAACAAGUAAAGUUUAGCUCAGGAUGGAAGAGCAUUCAGAAACAAAUUAUUCGGGAAUAUGAAGAAACCAAACGGGAUCAGAAGCUCCAAGACAUCAAAAAGAGGUUUCAGUAUCUGCAUGAAAAAUUGUCACACAUCAAACGCCUGGUUUCUGAAUAUGAUGCAGCACAGAACUGUAACUGACCCUGGCCUCACUCAGCACAUGAAAUGCUGCCUUUAACGUUCCAACAACGAUCAGUCGAGCAGGAAUCUCGUGGUGGUUAACUGGCAUUGUGCUUAGUACGUACUUGCAGUUUUCAUUACACUUGAAAAUGUAGAGUAAUAAUUCCUAUCACAAAUGUCACAGAUCCCAGAAUUUGCUCCUAACUGGUAUUUUUAACUGUGACGGCUGUUGAUCUGGAGAGGAUAAAGUGUGCAGUUACAAUGCUUCAAAGUUCAUAAAAACAAAGUUCACAAAAACAAAGUACAUUAAACAGUAAGUCAGUAUUAGAUAUAGCCUUCGCACUGUGUUGUAUGGUUAUCUGCUUUACUCGAAAGGUUCAAGAGUUACCUUAAGAGGAUUAUUUUACUUCUCCCAUCAAGGGUGUUGUUUUGAUCUUGAAAUGUGUGUGUGUGAGAGAGAGAGAUUAAAUGAAUUUCAUGCUUCUUUUGUAAUUAGUAAAUGUAAGAAAUUUGUGCAGACUUAGGUUCAUUGUUAAGUCAUCACUGGGAGUGAGAAAGAUUGUGUUUUUUGCAUGAAACUCCAUCAUGAAGUGUGUGGAAUAAUGAGCUCUGCAUUUAUUUCUGAAUAAUGAUUGAUAUUAAUAACACAAUCCAGAUACUUUCAUAGUGGAACAAUAAUAUCUUGUAAAUUAUUGAGAACUUCUGUGAGAUGGUGCUGUGUCUACAUAAAAGUGAAGAAAAGUCACUAUCUUUCUGAUGUUAAUGUUUGUUAUUCCUAAGAUUUAGAUUAUGCCAUAAAUAGUGGAAGUAAUUUAAAGUCCCAUUUUUUGUACACAGCCUUUGUGCGGUUUUAUCUCCUCAGUUUAGAGUGUUGGCCAUCUUCCAAAAGUAGUGUGUGGUUUGGUUGUGGUAUUUUAUUUCACCAGAUUCCUGUUCUCUCUUUCCUUAAAAAUGUUAUGGUCUCAUAGGAGCUAGUGCUUUAGCUGAACUGAACAGUGCCUUUAUAAUAGUUAGCCACUGGAAAUUUUUCCCCAACUUCCAGCAAGAAAGAUAUUAACCUCAUGUAAACUACUUGUACAAAGAAAUUAUUUAUUGUUUUAAAAUUGAUAGUCUUCCAUAAAUGUUAAACAUAUUGAAAUGUAAUGGUAAAAUUAUAUUGAUUACUGAUGAGAGAACAGGUAUCAAAAGUGUGGGUGAUGUAUUGUGAUAUGAAGCAGUGUAUUUUUGAACCAUUUGCACUUCACGAUUCCCAUAAUGUGCAAUUUGCAUAACGGUAGCUUCUUCCUUUCCGUUUUAAAAAUGUGCUCAAUACAGUUAAGCAUUCUACAAUCUAAAAAAAUUUUCAGUCCCAGUCAGUAGAGAUAACUAGAUCAAAGGCCCUUUGUGUUAUUAAUAGCUUGAACUGGAGAGAGGUAGGAUCAUUGUAUGCAUCAUACAAAUGCACAGUAAAUUGGCUGUUAUGAGUAUUUCAUGAAUCUCAACAUAAUGCUCAUGUAAAGCCAAGAAAGCAUUCACAAAUUUAUAUUUUGUGUUACUGUGGGAUUUCUUCAUUUCUUUAGAAUCCAUCUGGGGUAGUCUUCUCAGAGCUAAAAAGUUCAUUGUGAUGGGAAGGACAAAGUUUACAUAAAGCUGUACCACAGAAUAUUGUUAUCUGAAAAAUAAAUUAUUAGAAUUGGAAUUAUUUACACUAAUCCCUGGUGCACUGCUAAUAUAAUACAUUGAACAAAGAAAGACUAAUCUGAAACUUUUAAGCAGUUUUACAUGGAUGAUGUAGUGAAUUUUAGUCCUGGUAGUUUGGUACUGUGAAGUAGGCAACACUUUUAUGUGAAGAUUCUUGCACGAGUUGUGGUUAUGAAGGUACCAUAAAAAAGCUGUACAAAUUAAAUUAAAUUAAAAAUUGUUAAUACUGCCUGAUAUUUUGUAUGAAAUUGGAAUACUUCCAUUAAAUAAACAAUGAAAGUUGACAGAUGAGGGAGCAAAUUGAUGUGACAGAAGCACAGACACUAGGCAAAGGUUUAUUUUGAAGUUGAUGCAACAGGGGAAAACAUUUUGGGUAAUGGCAUCAUAAUAAGAAAUCAGUAUAUUGGUCAGAUCUAUAGCACAAUCUCAGCAUAUUGCACCAUUUUUAAAAAUAAAUUUUGUGGUACAGGUACUGUGGCCCCAGUGUUAUGAAAAAAGUGGAUUUUGUGCUUCUGUUCCUUUCAGUAAAUUUGUAAAGUAUAUCUUAGAGAUUUCCAAAAAAUCUAAUCAAUUGUAGGUGUAGGAAUACCAUAUAAAAUAUUUUGUGGGACAUCAUGAUGUUUACUUUUGUUUUUGUUAUUACUCCUGUAUUAAAGUCAAAUUUCAUUUGUUUGCACCAUACCAAAAUCACAUGUUUGUACACUCUUUAGAUAAUGUGUUAAUUCUUUGGAUAUAGAGUAUGUUUAUGUAGCACACUAGUUGAAAGAUGUGUUACUUACUAACUCUUGUUAUCAUUUUAUUGUAACAGCAGAAGUUACACAUUUAUGGGAAAUCAUUAGAAGUGCAAAUAAAAGAGUUCCCUACUCAUCAUUAAUAUUAAAGUGGUGUUUUUUUGCUCCAUCAGUUACAAAAACUAAUUUGAAAUAUUAUUUCCAGAGGUGUCCUUCAUACAUAUACUGGUGAAACUGAUUACUCAGUCAGAUUGGUCAGUGAUAUCCCAAAUGUUCUGUGCAAUCCAUGAUGGUUCUUUUAUUUGUUUGAGUGUAUGUGGUUUUUGUGCAUGAGAUGAAGUGGUUGGAGUUAAAUGUUCUUUCAGUUAUGUAUCCAUUAACAAAAUCGUGUAAAUUAUCUAGCUUGUGGGUAAUGGAUAAUCAGAAUGCUCAAACCAUAUCUCGAAAACUGUAAGAUAGUUAGCAACUGUGUGUAUAUAUAUUAAAAAUCUUUUAGAUAUUGGUACAGAUAAUUUUGAGAAACAUGACAGAGAAGAUUUAAUGACCAAAGUACAGUACUAAGUGAAAUAACAGUGCAGAAUUCACUUAUUGGGUAAAGUUUGUUCACCACCCUAUGUAAGUUACUGGUGAAUGCUUCUCCUGAUAAAGUGUCGGAGUAUAUUAAGCUGCAAGAACAUCGUUGAUGGAAAUAAUGGAAGAUAAAUACUUUAUACAUAAUAUAUUUUUGACUGUGAUGUAUUUUUUUUAUUUUAUUUUUUAUUAAUAGAUGCUCAUUCCUGCAGCAGAUUCGCUGCUAACUAUUGUAACUUGACUGAUGCUGAUGUGUGAGAGAAGGGAGUGAGAACUGUCCUGCCACCAUUGCCAAGGAUUAACUACAGUGAAAAGUGAAGAAAAGUUUAAUGUAGCGAUUAAAUGGCAGUUGUAAUAACUAUAAAUGUGCUUGGUUGUGGAAAAUAUUUGAAAGGGAAAUACUGUAUAAUAAACUUUUUGUGAUCAAGAACAUUUUUGAUCAGAAGUUAUGCUAUUUAUAUUUCUAAAAAGGAUGGUAACUACUCAUCCUGGCGACUGUGCUUACGAUGCUGUAUACAUAAACAAUGUGGAUGGCCUCCAUUCAUUUAUUGCUGCCCUGGCCUGGAACAUUGGUGACGACCGGAAUUCUUCCCUGACCUUGAUUAUUAUAUUAUCAUUAUUAUUAUUAUUAUGACUAUUAUUAUUACUGUCUGUAUAGUGUUUUAUAAAAAGGAUAUCAUACAAUAAUAUGCAUUCUGUCUUCUUUCAUUAUUGUGUUCUGCUUUUGAGAUUUUACAUAAAAAUGUUGAAAAAAAAAUGCUCUUCUUAGUCCGGGGAUUGUGUAAUUAUACCAGCUAGUGGGAUAUUUAUUCUCACUGUUGGCGUAAGUACUGUUCUGCUGGUAAGGAUUCGUAAAUGCUUGUGGAGUAACUGGCAUAUCUGACAAUAAUACAUUUAAGUGCUUGUAUUUGUCACUUUGUAUGAAUAUGCACACACAAGAUUCAGCAACUAGCUAAAGUAGUAACAUAAAGAUGUAUCUCGUAACUGGUUUGUUAGUGCAGAUAGGCUUAUACUUAAUAAUUUAAUGAGGGACCAAGAACAAUAUAUGUUUCACUUGUGAUUUUAAAAAAAUAAAAGAGCACUUGCUAAUUGUUCUGUUGUGUAUUACUAAUAUGAGUGUCUCAUUCUCCAUACCAGGUUUAUACAAAUAAAAAUCGUCAAUUAUCCUAAGAAUUGUUUGAAAUAUUGACAUUACAUUGUUUCUGUUAUGGGCCUUCAUUAUUGCAGGAAGUGAGUUGUAAUAGGUAUCACAUAUCUCACACUGGAAAAGCUAACUGCACAAGAGAGAUAAUGACAUCACAGUUAUGGAAGCCAUAUACUAAAGACAUGCUUAAUGAUGAUAAUUAUAUACUUUAUUUUUAAUAAAAGAUAAAGUUUAUUCUCCUAUUUUUACCACAUUGCUGAAUCUCAAUAGAACAGUAUGCAAGCAAACUCCACAAGCAAGGUGAACCGAUAUGGCUUUAAAGUUUCCCAAGUGGCAGUGAAGGUAAAUCAACUGAUAUCAAUGUGCUGCUGUUUUGCUCUGGUGAUUUUUGUCAACUGCUUUUGAAAUUGUGAUUUGUGUGUGUGGAUAUUGUUUUAUAUGAGGUUUAUUUAUGUUUGUAGCAGGAAAAUAUUAAUUUAUUGUUGAAUUUACUAUGUAAAUAUGUAUACAUGUAUGUAUGUUUUUGUAAUUCCUUCUGAAGCAUUGUGAAUGAAGCAUGAUUCAGUUCUUUUAAAUAGCAACAUAAAUGUAGAAAUUGGCAUUUGGUUGCAUUACUGAUGUAUACUGGUACGUCGGUUGGUUUGUUAUUUCAAAAAUUAUGGAAGUUUUGUUAAGAACAAUCUGUGUCAUUAUUGUAAUGAUUGUUGUUACUGGUUUAAAGUUAUUGUUCAAGUAUAGGCUUUCUAACUGAGGUUGUUUUAACAUUCAGUAUUAUUUAGCAGAUUCACUUUGGUUGUAGAGAGUGGAAACACUGAAAUAAUGUAAAUUGUGCAUUAACUGCAUGAAGCACACACAUCCGAUUUUAAUACAGUAUACAUUUUUAUUAGGUUGUUCUGAUGGUUUGAUUAUUUGUGUUCUACAUUGGUCAAACUAAGACAAGGAUUGAUUUUUUUUCCCCC
Schistocerca cancellata (South American locust) is the source of this 7599-nucleotide messenger RNA. RefSeq names its product RNA polymerase II elongation factor ELL-like. Lineage: Eukaryota; Metazoa; Arthropoda; Insecta; Orthoptera; Acrididae. Gene Ontology annotation, biological process: positive regulation of transcription elongation by RNA polymerase II; transcription elongation by RNA polymerase II; snRNA transcription by RNA polymerase II. Gene Ontology annotation, cellular component: transcription elongation factor complex. The transcript is spliced from 10 exons. The record is from RefSeq and is a predicted model, not a curated record. The coding region runs from base 2 to 2536 and encodes 844 amino acids. Gene Ontology annotation, molecular function: cis-regulatory region sequence-specific DNA binding.